Molecule: messenger RNA, 1761 nt
Organism: Purpureocillium lilacinum
Lineage: Eukaryota; Fungi; Ascomycota; Sordariomycetes; Hypocreales; Ophiocordycipitaceae
Source: RefSeq, a predicted model, not a curated record
AUGCCGACUACGCGCGAUUACAGCCAAGAGCCCCUGGACGCGUGGGAUACAGCAGCACCAGACUGGCAAAAAGAGCCCACAACGGUUAUUUUAUUCCGCGCUGUGGGCCCCGACUUCAUCGAUCACGGCAACACGGGCGGCCUUUACCAAGGUACACAACCCGACGUCUCAACUGUCAACCUCUUCAUGUGUUGCUCGGAAGAAUUUAUCAGAAAGGCAGAACUAGACGAGUACGGAAGCAUUGAUUAUGAUAUCGAUGGGCUGGAUUUCGACUGGGAGUAUCCUGGUGCACCUGAUAUUCCUGAUAUUCCGCCUGGCACCCAUGCGGAGGCGGAGAACUACUUGAGCUUCCUCCGGGCCCUCAGGAAAGUACUGCCACAGAGGAUCACACUUUCUGUCGCCCUUCCAGCGUCAUACUGGUACCUGGCACCGUAUCCUGUUUUUAGAAUGGCCGCAGUGGUCGACUACUAUGUCUACAUGACUUAUGACUUACAUGGACAAUGGGUUGAGGAUUAUUACGACGAGUCGUCCGACUCAAACAUCCUUGUCUAUGGCGAUGACUCAGGCUCAGACUGGGUCGCAUAUAUGGAUGGAGACGUCAAGUCAAAGCGGAUCGAAUUCAUACGCAGCAUCAACUUUGCUGGUGUGGCAGAUUGGGCUGUGGACUUGGAAAGCUUCACUGGCGACUACCCGGAAGAAGAUAGUGACCCUGACGACCCCGAGAUUGACGUUAGCGACCUAGAAAAGCUACUUUGCCCCAUUGACAUGAACCCAGGAAGUAUGCGGGCCCUCCUGGAGAAGUCGGAUACAAUACCCAGCAUCUGUCGGGCUCAAUUUGCUGCCAAGAUACUUCACCAAGAUCUUGAUGACGCAGUGACGAAGUACGCCGAGGCAGCCACGGGAUUCGACGAUCUUUUUGGAUACUAUGCGGAUUGGCUCAAGGACAGCAUAAACUCGCGUCUCGAGGACUUCAUGAGUUUCGAGGACGGCAAAGGCAACAAGUACUUUAAGUGUCAUUGGAGGUAUGGCAUCGUCGACGAUUCCGGUCCGUGUACCGGAAUGCCUCAAUUUUGGAAGGACCUGAUAAGCUACACGGUGACAUAUGAGCUUCAGGAUGAACGGGGUUUCUUCGACGCCCUAGAAGAAGAGCUUGGCAUCGAGAAAGAUUGGGUCAGGUUUGGGAUACAACAAUCCCCUCCCGGUUGCGACACUACCGGAGAUGACUAUUGGCUACCGGGAGCACCCAUUCGACAUUGCAGGAGAAUAUAUCAAACGAGGGUGGGCUUCCCCAUGCGAGUUGACAAAGACCGAAUCAACGUCGGUAAUCCGAAGGCAUUGAUCGAAGCUGCAAUGCCAAAUAUCACAAUGCUUCAAAUCUCGAGCCUCGCAGCAUAUGGCGAACUAGUGAUGAGUUGUUACGACCUCACCAACCCGGAAAAUACCAAUACAGACGUCGUGGUCGCCAUGUCGAUGCCAGUCUAUCAGCUCCAAGAGGCAGUGGAUAACAUGAAAGAGAUCAAAAGCAUCGGAGAAAAGGCCCGGGAUGCCAAAAAGAAGGACUUGAUACUCAUGAUCCUCGGGAUUGUGCUGCUCAUCCUGCCCUUCGCCGGCGAAUUAUUAGGCCCCGUCGUCGGCAGUGCUACGCAAGUGGCACGACUCGCGCUCUUGAUCAGCGAGGCCGGAAAUGCAGCUCUGACGAUAGCUGACAUCAUCAAAGACCCAGCUUCAGCCCCGUUCGCGAUCUUAGGCCUUCUGAAGUAA